AAGCACCUCACAAGCACAAUGGCGUUUUUCAAAAGUUUCCAGCAAAACCUGGCUCUGCCUUCUGUCUCCUCCAUCGUGGACUCUCUCAGCAAAGCAGUGGAUGACUUAGCUAAUGCUGUCGGGGACGUUACAUGCACAGUGAGGGAUUCGGUCACGGAGCAAGUGACCACCAUGAUACACAACCUGCAGACUGAAGAGGAGGGAGAUCCAAAAGGGGAGAAGAGCGGCAAGGCUACAGCGGACAUCACCGAGAUGAAACAGGGGGAGGAGAAAGAGGCUGAGGGAUCAAUCAACUGCAAGGAAGGGGAACACCAGCAGACAAAUGCCACCAGCCGGCAAAAGCUAAAACAGCAGUCCUCUGUCAAUAUGUCCUGGGACCCAGAUGCCUACACCACUGAUUACAACACAGGGUCUACACGUUCCACUGAAACAUUUACCGAAUCCACGUCUAGUGAUCUGUCCCAGGCCACAGAGGGUAGCAAGGGUGAGAGACACAGGAACACUCAGCAAGGCAGGGAAUCUGGUGAGUCCAGAUCAGGGGACAGCAAAAACGAAAGAGGAACCCCUUCAGGAGGAAAAGAAGGUUCAGAAUCAGUCCACCAGGGCGAUCUGAAAGCCACAAAAGCCAAACAUAUUUUGGAGAACAACUCCAAUAAUGUUAGAAAAGCAGGUGGGAAAAAAGAGGGCUAUCCGCCUUCAGAGAGUUUGUGUAAAAAAAAAAGCGAGACAGACAAUGAAAUACACAAAAGCAGUCGAAAUGACCUGGGAUUUGUUAAACAGGAGCCACCGAGCACUGAUUCUGAAGCUGCCAAGGAAAGGCUGAAGGAGACAGGUGGGAAAGUGAAGGUGAAGGAGGAGAAGAAAUCAAGUAAGGCAUUGACAUCAGAUACAAGUCAGCUGGUGUCUGCUGACUCCAAAGCAGAGAAACACUGUAAGACUCCAACAAGCAAGAGAGGGGACGCAGAGGGCAAGCCUCAGAACUGUAAAAGCUCGCCCAAGGAAGAUCAGAGAAAAGGGGACAAAAAAGAGAACAGUAAAAAGAAACCCAGUAAAGAUAACAACUACCAGGAUGGGGACCCGCGAGGCUCCUCUUCAGAGAGCGAGGAUGAUGUGGUUGGAAAGUACCAGGAGGCGGUGUCCCGGUCCCAGGGAGAACACACCACAGACAGCCGGCGCCAGAAGGGUUACGUGUGGGAGACCAGGCACAAAUACAGCCCGCUGUCUGCAGAGUAUGACGGCUACAGCAGCGAGGCCUCAGCCGAGGAUGUGAACUGUAUCCAGAGGAUGAGGCGCACGCCCCCUCUGGACGAGCUUCAGCCACCCCCCUACCAGGAUGACGACGGCUCCCCACGCCUGUCCUGCACGCCCUCUGACCUUGGGGAUGGCAAGUGCAAUCAGUCUCGCUGCAGUGACAGCCCCCAACACUCCUACAACAAGUGUCCCAGCGAGGGCAGUGCCGGCCACGAGACAGAGAGCUACCUCAACAAGGGCUACGAGGAAGACGUCCCCAGCGACAGCACCGCCGUCCUCAGCCCCGAGGAUAUGUCUGCCCGUGGCUCUGCUGCUCAACUCCCGAAAGCCUACGAACUGGAGCCAGUGGCUAAGUGCGGCACUCUGGACGUGGUGUUUGAUUACGACUCUGGGGAGCAAAGGCUCAUGGUAACGGUGACAGCAGUGACUGACAUCCCUGCACUCAACCGGAUAGGCAACACCUCCUGGCAGGUGCACCUGGUUCUGCUGCCCACCAAGAAGCAGCGAGCGAAGACGGGGAUCCAGCGAGGACCCUGCCCCGUCUUCACUGAGACCUUCAAGUUCAACCGCAUCGAGUCCGAGAUGAUCGGCAACUACUCUGUGCGCUUCCGGCUGUACAGCAUCCGCCGCAUGAAGAAGGAGAAGGUGCUGGGAGAGAAGAUCUUCUACCUCACCAAGCUCAACCUGCAGGGGAAGAUGUCGGUCCCAGUCACCCUGGAGCCUUGCUGUAAUCUUACUCAGGGCUAUGACUCUCAGAUGAGCACCUCGGAGAUGUCCUGCAGCGAGACCACCUCGUCCUGCCAGUCGCUGGCGCAUGGCUCCACGCCAGAGAUCCUUGUAGGCCUCGUCUACAACGCCACCACUGGCAGGCUCUCCGUAGAAGUCAUUAAAGGCAGCCACUUCAAAAACCUGGCAGCCAAUAGACCACCCAAUGGGCUGUUCUGUUGUCUAAAACACUUGAUAGGUGGACAGGUUUAUAUAAUCCGAGAUACCUACGUUAAGCUUACCUUGUUGAACUCGAUGGGACAAGAAAUGUCCAAGUGUAAGACAUCCGUCCAGCGUGGCCAGCCCAACCCCAUCUUCAAGGAGACUUUCGUUUUCCAAGUGGCACUAUUCCAGCUGUCCGAUGUGACUCUCGUUCUCUCUGUCUACAACAAGCGGAGCAUGAAGCGCAAGGAGAUGAUCGGCUGGAUCUCCCUGGGAUUCAACAGCUCGGGGGAUGAGGAGCUCAACCACUGGACUGAGAUGAAGGAAUCAAAAGGACAACAAGUGUGUCUGUGGCACACCCUGCUAGAAUCCUAGGGAGAGGGGAUCGCUUCUCUGGGUGUGGGAAAUCGGGAGCUGUGGGGGGGCUUUACUGGCUCUGGUGAAAAAGCAAAUACAAAGGAAAAAAACAAACAAACAAAAGAACAUGUGUGUCUUCACCAGACAUGCUGACACCUUGCAAAGUAUACAAGCUGGGGGACCGACAAGCCCUCAGUUCCUUAAGGUAUCCAAGGUAUUUCCUUGUGUAUAAGUAGAGAUCUCUCCAUAUGCUGUGGUUGCAAAGUGAUGUGUUUUUUUGGCAAGGCAGUCCUUGAACCAUGCAAGCUUGCAGACCUCAUGCUGGAGUGUAGAAAUGUUUAUACAGGGUAGGAGGUUUUGACAGGGUGGCAUGCAUGCUCAAUACAUGUUGUCUUAUCCCCACAUGGGUUGGGAAGUAGGCCAGGGUACUAGGGUUUAGUUCCCUUUUUAAAUUAAUGUAUUUGUUAAUGUCAGCAGUAAGAGUCACAGCUCUAGAAGCCCCUCCAACAGCACAGCACACUGAAUGUUGAGCUGUACUGUAGGUAGAUUAUAUCAGUCUAGGUUCUUCCCACUAAGAAGGAUUCUAGUGUAUCAUGACCUGGCCAAGGGAACAGACUUUAAAUACAUCUCUUUUACCUUUUUAGAUGUUAGUUUAAUAGGAAUAUUUUUUUUUUCAUUAAAUCAAGGAAAAGGGUAUAUAUCCUUGAGCUGCUACUUGUAACAGUAAGACUUAAUCCAAUUGUUCGAUUGCAUUAUUAUUAACAGUUUUAACCCUUAGGAGGCCACGUUGUAGGUGCUGAUGUUUAAUCCCUUCAUGUGGCUUGAAACUCAAACGAGUCUUGGGUUUCAGAACUGCCUUUGAUUAAGUACAUUAUUUAAAAGAUCAGGAGCCAGAAGUUUGACUUGAAAUACGUUGUUCCUCUGAUAUAGCUGCAUUAACAGCUCAUAUUAGUAGACCUACAGACUCAGGUGUGACUCAUCCAUGAUGUGAUAUGUUUGAUUGCACCUGGUCAUUGGCAUAAUACAUCUAAACAAGGGACAUUCUGAAACCCAAAACUAGGGCAGGGAUAGUGCGAGUUUCAGGCCCAUGUCACACACUCAACAUGUGUUUCGAGCAUACCUCAGCUCUCUGAGCAGUGCACUUAAAGGAUUUUAACAUAGCUCUCGUGUUACCGGUUCAGUCAUUGGUUCUGACCUUUAUUAGAACUGGACUGAGAUCUUGCUCUGAACUCGUUUCUCACGUCUCCUAACUACGAGCUUAGCUGUGACCAUGGGAUAACCAUCCAAGGGUUUAUAGAUUUGCAAUGAAAUGUCCUUGCACCCAAGUGCUCACUCAGAGUGAUCAGGUACUGUAGCUCAGAGGCAAUAAACAUCAGUCUCCAGUGACUUUUGACCUUUGAUGGUCUAUUACUGGCAGAGGGAGUCAGUAGUGGUAAAUACUUGGUUUCCAGAUAUUUUUGGUGGACCAGGAGACAACCCUAACAAAAAGGUACAACUUGGAAUUGCUCCUGCUAUACUACUGUAUGUACUUCUUGAGGUUGCCUGACUGCAGUAGAUUUCUGCUAAUAGUGCUUUGAUGGGUUUUGUUAUUUGGUACUUAUUUAAAGCCACUAUAAGAGAGUAUUGUCAUAAAUGACAUCUGACAGUCCUAUCAAAGCAGCUUGUUAAGCUUUGGCAGUGCUCUUUAGACAAAUAGGGUUAGUAAUAUGUGUGUCUACAACGCAGCACUGAAGUUAGAAUGGUGACCUUGGUUUAGUUGCCUUCAAGCACAAUAGGCUUCAGAUUAUACCUGUUUAUAUUCCAGAGUACCACAACGUAGCUGAGACAGAGCGGGAGUCUAUAUGUAAAAAGAUGCUUAAAUUCACAUCUUAUGUACUUCUUUCGUUGUUCUUUUUGGUAAACCUUUUUAUAUACAUUUCUUAUAAAGUUACACGAAACAAA
Acipenser ruthenus (sterlet) is the source of this 4476-nucleotide messenger RNA. Its product is annotated as synaptotagmin-14-like. The transcript is spliced from 7 exons. NCBI's taxonomy places the organism in Eukaryota, Metazoa, Chordata, Actinopteri, Acipenseriformes, Acipenseridae. The record is from RefSeq and is a predicted model, not a curated record. Bases 19 to 2553 code for a protein of 844 amino acids.